CAGCUGGAUCGUAACUCGAGCGAUUUUGUGGCGACGGAAUUCAAGCCUACUAGCACAGGAUAAGGCUUCUGUUAUACAGUGCAGUGCUACUCGGGUUAUCAGGGUACUGGGAUUUGAUUCAUCCUGCAGUACCGUUUGAAAAGGUAACGAGAUCGGAGCUGGAGAUACCAUAAGACGGCCCGAAUUGACAUAAAUACGUCUGACUAUCCCCAAUCCAACCUCGGAUUUGGACUCAUCACGACCCCAGGCUUUGUCUGUUUUUGCACAGUUCGAUCAGUGAUACACUCUUGCAACCCAAUCAUUCAAAAUGAAGAUCGCAACUUCUUUCGUCAUGGCCUUUGCCUCCUUGGCUGCUUGUGCUCCCAUCGUCGCAAAGGUUAGUCCGUCUUUCCUUCUCCCAAAUCCAAUACACCUGCUGACUACAAUUAAAUACACAGAAAGCAACCAUCGUGGAUCCCAUCUCCGUCCAGAAGCGUGACGAGACCGACAGCGACGUUGUCUUCGCCG
Aspergillus glaucus CBS 516.65 is the source of this 507-nucleotide messenger RNA. RefSeq lists its product as uncharacterized. The record is from RefSeq and is a predicted model, not a curated record. The transcript has 2 exons. The coding region runs from base 308 to 478 and encodes 56 amino acids. NCBI's taxonomy places the organism in Eukaryota, Fungi, Ascomycota, Eurotiomycetes, Eurotiales, Aspergillaceae.